AUGUCGACUGCAUUCGUCAAGGGAAAAUUAAAGCUUGCGCGCGAUGCUCUACAGAGGAAAGACUACGAGGCCGCACGUGAUGCUGCCUCUGCCGUACUCGAGUACGAAGGUGCCAACUAUAACGCAAAAGUAUUCCUCGGUCUUGCUCAGUCAGAGCUCGGAGAUGUCGCUGGAAGUGAAGCAACGUAUAAGGAAGCUAUCGCUUUGAACGGAGCGCAACCGCUCGCACAUCAGGGAUUGGCAAAAGUAUAUGAGAAAGCCAAGAAAUGGGAAGAAUACGCCUUGGCGCUCGAGGCUCUUGCAAGACUAUUCCAUGACGCCGGAGACGCGACGAAAUGCGCGGAAAAUGUGCAGAAGCUCGUUGAAGUCCGGCGUACACACGGCACAGCCACUCAGCUCGCCGAUGCGCUUGCGCUGUAUCUGCCGCCCUCUCCCUUCUACUCUGUGCUCUCCACUCUACCAACACCGGACCAUACUGCUCCCACUUCGACCACAACCUAUACAGCUCAAUGUGCUGUGUACUCCACGCUUCCUGUACUUGAAGAGAUCACGAGUAUCUAUGAACGCGAAGAGGAAACACUCGUCAAGAGGGAGAUCGAGAGUCGGCGAAAGCGACUCGGUGCAAAGGGCCCGGAGGAGAUCAAGCGCGAGGUUGGCAGGGAAGUUUAUGGAACUUCUAAGCUGCCUGGCUUGUACGACGAGUUGCUCAAUCAUCCUGCCUUGCCCGACGAUACACGCCGGCUUAUCGAGGGAAAGUUAUUGAGACAUAAACGAGCUCAUCUACAGGCAUUGGGUACUUCUGACCCUCUCAAGGCGACAUUGGCAAAGGACGUACAAGCUCUUGUCGACGGUGCCGUAUUGCUUGGCAUUGAGGAUGAAGUUGCGUGGGAAAUUUGGAUCGAAGGGCGGGACGCUGCUACAAUUGAGGACUAUGACUUUCCGACGUUGCGGAGAUACUUUGAACUCUUUCCAGGGUCUCCCCGUGCAAAACUUGCGCGAGCGUAUAUGCUGUACAUCGGCGCUUGGGAGGAAGAAGAGGAUGAAAAGGAUGACGAAGGAUAUGAGGGUCCCAUCCCAGACCAAGAAAAAGAAGAGCCGUUGGACAUCAUACUCGACGCGUUCAAUGUGUUAUCAGGCUCUAUUCUCGCGCACCGGGUGCUCUCCGAAGUGUAUCUCUGGGAGUUCGACUACGCCAAUGCUAUCGCAGUAGCUGAGGUUGGGUUAGAGCUUGUCCGUGCACAUGCUAAGGAUACGGGGACACCACUUGACUUCGUUUCCAAGGCGUUCAAUGUCACACUUGCCACAGCUCUUGUACAUCACUUCCCACCAAAACAUCACGCACGCGCACUGCGCAUGCUGGACGACAUUCUCAGUGCAGACCCGGAAAAUGUAUCAUGUCUGAUGGGCCGUGGCUACGUCAUGCAGCGCAAAAGCAGCUGGGAGGAAGCGGCAAACAUGUUUACACGUGUUCCGGACGAACACGACGAAGGUAUCAGGGCGCGCGAGGAAGAAGCGUGGUGCGCUGUACAACUGUACAGGCUUGAUGAGGGCAUCGCCGGUCUCGAAGGCGUUCUGGGCCAGCUUGACGGCGUCGAGGGUAAAGAUGAGGAUCGUGCACGGUGUUUAUAUAGGCUCGGCCAUGCAUACUGGGAGAAGGGCGAUGAAUCGCACGAGGCAGCUUACAAGUAUUACAUCAAGUCGCUGAAAGAGUCUUCCACGUUUGCGCCAUCUUUCACUGCUCUCGGUGUCUACUACCUGUCAACCUCUCCGCCGGACCCUGCGCGUGCUUCCAGAUGCUUUCAAAAGGCUUUUGAACUCGAUGCGCGCGAGGGUGAAGCUGCACGCCGGCUCGCGGAGGGGUUCGCGGAAGAGAAGGAGUGGGACUUGGUCGAAGUUGUUGCGAAGCGUACGAUCGAAGGAGAAGGCGGCGCAGAGGCCGACGCAAACGAGAUUGCGGCUUCUCGAUAUGCACCAACAAAUGCGUGGGCAUGGAAGGCGAUGGGUGUUGUUCAUCUGAAUAGGCGUGACUUUCCUCCUGCUAUACAGGCUUUCCAAGUUGCCUUGCGUGCUACUAGCGACGAUGCGCUCUCUUGGCUUCGGUUGGGCGAGGCGUAUGCCGCUGCGGGGAGACAUGUCGCGGCGCUCAAGGCGCUUAACCGCGCGCGGGAACUAGCGCCUGACGACUGGGUGUGUGCCUAUCAAAUCGGCGAUGUACAGCGCCAAAUGGGACAAUACUCUGAGGCACUUGCAUCAUUGGAGGCCUUACUGGAAGCGCGUCCCGGAGAGCCCGGCGUCAUUGUUGCGCUAGCGCAGACUCAUCUUGAUCUCGGGCGGGAGCAGGCGAACACCGGAUUCCUAGCACGAGCAGAGGACUCCUUCGUACUCGCUGUGGACGCUGCGUUGGAGUUUAUCUCCUCAGAUGCGGGCUUCCGAGGCAUUGUGUGGAAGACGGUCGCGGACGCGUUGAUUCUACUUUCGAAGCGGACAUCAUUCGAAGAUCCGGACAACGUGCGCGACGCACUUGAGGCAGUCCUCCCGUUCAUCACGCUCGAUAAAGGCAGCAGGCUCUCAGAUAUCCUUCCGCUGCCAGUCACCUUGCCAUCCGCAGAAGAGGGUCUGAGGGGUGUUGAUGUACUCAAGGUCGCCUUAGCGAUCUACGAUUACCGGCUCACACUGGGCUUGCCGGAUACAACGGCCACUGCCAGUGCUUGGUACGACUUCGCUAUGGCGCUCCAAGCAUACGAAACCGCAAGCGUCUGGGCCGAAGAUAAGAAGGUCGCCAUUCAUAAGAGUGCUGUCGGCGCUGCGAUGGAGGCUGUGCGAAGUGAUCCGCGCGAACCCCGGCAUUGGCGCGCGUUCGGUGACCUGUCCUUUGUCACUCAGGCCCGUAGCGCACAGCACGCGUAUGUCAGAGCACUUGAACUCGACGGGAAGGAUGUGCAGACGUGGGUCAGCUUGGGCUUACUAUACUUGCAUCAUGGAGACGCACCACUUGCGAACGAGGCUUUUUAUCGCGCUCAGACGCUCGACCCCGAUUAUGCCCUUGCUUGGGUCGGACAAGGCCUGGUUGCUACUCAGAACGGCCACCUUGCGGAUUCAAGAGUCCUGUUCGAGCAUGCUGUAUCUUUGACGGCCGAAGUGCCCGAUGCAGAUCUCGAGUUUGCGCAGCGCGAGUUCAAACACCAUACGCAUCAAAGCUCGGAUAAGCUGUUCCCAGCUUUCUUUGUUCUGGGCCGCUACUGUCAACAACGGCCCGACGAUGCUGCUGCGCUGCAUCUCUACUCCCUCAUAUCUGAACGCGUUGGCCACCUCUCACUAGCCGCUGAGCUUGCAGGACGUGCUAUCGCCGUGCUCGAAGUCGCUUAUGAAGAGAGCGAAGAUGCAACAAUCGAGCGCCAGUUCGCCAUCGCGAAUACGACGAUGGCUCGCGUGCAGCUCGCUCUGAGCGCAUACCCCGUAGCGCUUGAGUAUUAUGAAAGCGCUACUGGUAUCCUCGGCGAGGAUGAAGUCGGCUCAUUGAAAGCCCAGUGUCAUUUUGGCACUGGACUCGCGAACUUCAAGCUUGGGAAGCUGCAAGAAGCAGUAGAAGCCUUCGAGCUUGCACUGGGUGCUGCCGGUGAAGAUGCUGCGAUCAAAGGGCAUGUCACCGUUCUAUUGGCACAAACGUUGUGGGCGAUCGGCUCGCAGGAGGCGCAAGAGAGCGCAAAGGCACAGCUUCUCGAAUGUAUCACUAUAGACCCGGAGAAUCUGACUGCCAUCAACGCACUCGCUGGAAUGGGCAUACUUACCGAGGACGAGAAUCUUGUAGACGCUGCGCUCUCGGAGAUCUUGUCAUUGCCUUUGGAUCAGCGGCGCGCCCGCGACCCUCGACGAGAUGUCAAUUACCUCCUUACACAGCAACGACUUGAACAGAACGAUGUUGGUGGAGCCCGAGCUGAAGCGCAGCGAGCCGUGCAUGCUGAACCCGCUAGCGCAUCUGUCCACCAUUCUCUGGCUCAAGUCGUUAUGCAAACGGGCGAUGCGGCCUCAGCGCACGCCAUCUUGGCGUCAGGAGCUGAGACUGAUAUGAAUGAACAGCGCGAGGCGCUUGCGCUGCUUGCUGUUGCGGAGACAGAGGUAGAUCCUCCCGUCGCCCUCAAGACUGCACAACGCGCAGUAAUCCUUGCGCCGUGGGAGAUAAAGAACUGGCAGGCAUUAGCGUACGCUAGGAGUAAGGGCUCUUGA
Messenger RNA from Peniophora sp. CBMAI 1063, 4224 nucleotides. The record is from the annotation of a GenBank genome assembly. NCBI's taxonomy places the organism in Eukaryota, Fungi, Basidiomycota, Agaricomycetes, Russulales, Peniophoraceae.